This is a messenger RNA of Fusarium mangiferae, 621 nucleotides long. RefSeq lists its product as uncharacterized. The transcript has a single exon. Bases 1 to 621 code for a protein of 206 amino acids. Lineage: Eukaryota; Fungi; Ascomycota; Sordariomycetes; Hypocreales; Nectriaceae. The record is from RefSeq and is a predicted model, not a curated record.
AUGGACAUGGAUGCAUCUGCCCUGAGGGAUGCUGACAGCCGUCGUGCACGCCAGAUACUAACAUUCUAUUUCCAAAAUACCAGUCGAUGUGCUAACUCAACUAUACAGGAAGCCAUCGAACUCGCUAGAGUUAUUAAUGGUUGCUUUGACCUUGACGAUACAUACAACAGACAGCCUGUGGAGUAUCCCACUGAGUGGGACACAAAUCGGACUGUCCUCAUCGAGGACCUCUUCACGUUUAGACGGCAUGCCUUCAAAAGGCUUAUUGAAAAGGAAAUCAAUACCGCGCUAGAUACGGCCAUUGAAUCGAAGGGGAAGGAGGAGGAAAAGAAGGCACAGAUUGAGGAGAAGCUAAAGGAUCUCGAGCGUUCUCGUAAAGCCUACGGUGAUUCCUACAAAGCAAAAGUCCUUCGUGGUCAGUCGUCCGACAAUGUCGGACAGCCCAUCACGGAUAAGGAGAAAUGCCGUGAUGUCGAUGAAUUUCAUAAGAGACUUGUCGAUUGGAAAACUGAAGAAGGUAGAUUGCGUGAUUGCCAUUUUCUGCUUGAGGAGGAAAUCGCCGUUCUGGAUAUAGAUAUUACUACCAAAACGUAUAUACUUGGUGUGAUGGGAAAUAACUAA